UGUCUAAUUACUAUUAUUGUGGGGUGCAGCACUGCUGGAUGCCCUUUUGGGGAGGGUUGUCACUUUCUGCACUUUGUACCUGGGGGAUAUAAUGCUGUAGCGCAGAUGUCCAGCUUGGGGAACCCUUCUUUUACCGCUGCUUCAAGGAAUCCUGUUGGAACACUCCCAAUAUCUGAUGGUCCUCCAACUCCAGCUGCAAAGACUCGCUUAUGCAAUAAGUUUAAUACUCCAGAAGGUUGCAAAUUUGGAGAGAAAUGCCACUUUGCCCAUGGUGAGAGAGAACUUGGCCGGCCC
Messenger RNA from Phalaenopsis equestris, 294 nucleotides. Its product is annotated as zinc finger CCCH domain-containing protein 14-like. The transcript has a single exon. The record is from RefSeq and is a predicted model, not a curated record. The annotation marks the transcript as partial. Gene Ontology annotation, molecular function: mRNA binding; metal ion binding. NCBI's taxonomy places the organism in Eukaryota, Viridiplantae, Streptophyta, Magnoliopsida, Asparagales, Orchidaceae.